Molecule: messenger RNA, 1836 nt
Organism: Durio zibethinus
Lineage: Eukaryota; Viridiplantae; Streptophyta; Magnoliopsida; Malvales; Malvaceae
Product: WAT1-related protein At5g13670
Cellular component (GO): membrane
Molecular function (GO): transmembrane transporter activity
Source: RefSeq, a predicted model, not a curated record
GUUUUUAUUUCCAUGAUUUUGUUUUUGUACUAUUGGGGAAUGUUUUCAGUUCAGGAAAUCCAUUUGUGUUGAAUGACAUUGUUGAGUUGAUUCCAAUGCCUGCAAAAAGGAAAGAAAACUCUUCACAUAAUUACUAUAAGACAUUUGCUUAAUUAUAAGCUCCUCCUAGCACACUCUGAUGCACAAAGAAAAAGAAAGAAGUAGUCUCAUGGAGUCCUUGCAUCAACUGUUCAACCAGGCAAAACCAUUUUUGGCUAUGAUCUUGAUGCAGUUAAGUUAUGCAGUGAUGUCGAUAAUCGCGAAAUUUGUUCUGAAUAAGGGGAUGAGUCCACAUGUAUUGGUAGCAUACAGGCUGGCUGUUGCCUCUGCUCUCAUUUCGCCUUUCGCCAUUGUUUUAGAAAGGAAAUCAAGGCCAAAGAUGACAUUCACCUUCUUUGCCAAGAUAAUGUUGAUCAGUCUACUCGAGCCGAUGCUUGAUCACAACUUCUUUUACACUGGAAUGAAGUACACGACCGCGACGUUUGCAACUGCUAUGUGCAAUAUUCUUCCUACCUUAACAUUUGUAUUGGCUUGCAUCUUCAAGCUUGAGAAGGUGGAGAUCAGGAGGGUGCCUAGCCAGGCAAAGGUGGCUGGAACUAUGGUGACAGUCGGAGGAGCAAUGAUAAUGACUCUAAUCAAGGGGCCUAUUCUAGAAUUGCCGUGGACAAAGGGCAGAAACCACCCUGGUCAAUCUGGUGCAAGUGGAGCUCACGAGCAAGAUCUGCUGAAGGGUACUCUUAUGCUCAUUGCCGGUUGUUGCUGCUGGUCUUGUUUCAUCAUUUCGCAGGCAAUUAUCUUAAGGUCUUACCCAGCUAAGCUUUCCCUCACUGCUCUGAUUUGCUCCAUGGGCACGGUAGAAGGCACCAUUAUGGCAUUAGUAGUGGAACGGCACAAUACUUCAGCCUGGUUAAUUCACUUGGAUUUCAAACUCAUUGCUGCUCUCUACGGUGGAUUGGUCUCAGCUUUGGCUUUAUAUACAAUGGGAUCGGUAAUCAAGAGGGGUCCUGUAUUUGUGAGUGCUUUUAAUCCAUUACAAAUGGUUAUUGUUGCAAUCUGCGGCUCCUUUUUCCUGGCUGAGGAAAUGUGUCUAGGAAGGGUAAUUGGAAGCAUUGUUAUCGUUAUUGGCCUAUAUCUAGUUUUGUGGGGUAAAAGCAAGGACCAACCUCAAUCUAAACCAGACAGCACGGUAGCACAAGCUGAUCAGCAGAAGGCUACGGUUAAUGACCAUAUAGAGACUCCAGAUCCUGAGUUUACCGCAAAUGGAGAGAAGCCAAAGGAGGGAAACCCUUUAAGAAUCUGAUUGAAGGUACCGAUGGGAAAAUAUUGAAAAGUUUUUGAGUUUUCUGUAUGUCAGUGUCCAGCAUUAGUCUAUUCAGGAGGGCUGUAAAAUGAGUUUUCUGUAUGACCCUUGGGAGUCAUAGCUUUAAAAUGAACAUCGAUUGCUGUUAAUUUUAGAAAUGCAUACAAAGAAACCAACGUGGCUGUUGAAGAAAUUAUUUCAUGCUGGACCCAGACUCUAAGCCAUGAAAAUAAUACUACUAAAGAACCAGGUUAAAGGCUCUUCUUAGGCUUCAAAGUGGAAAAACAAUUUCCCAUAAACUAAAAAUGACAUCCUUGUUUCUAACUCCUAAGUCUAUUCAGGAUUCUCUUGUCUUGACUCAUCAUUCCCAAGCUCAAAAUGCAUAUAAACAUCGACAUAAUCCAAGAUUCCACUCAUUUGCUUCGAAGGAGAUUUCUUCCUUCUGGACUAUAGAAAAAUCAUACUUGCGACAAGCUCAAAUAUUUGGUAGUCGUAAC